AUGACUACACCAUACAGUUCUUUAAUAAUUGGCUGGCGCCUACACGGUCGUCACGUUUUAAUAGUUGGCGGAAACCAAGUCGCUGCCAAUCGUCUAGACUUUGCGUUAUCCGCAAAUCCCGCAAAAAUAACUUUCGUCUACCCAAAACAAAAAAUAACUUGCCCAAAGCUUUUAGAAUAUAUCGAGAAAAGUGGCGGCGGUGAUAUAUUAACAUUUAUUGAUAAAGAAUUUGACAUUAAAAAUCUAGACAGCGAUCCGGUAGUGGAUUUAGUGCUGACCGCGACGAAUAAUGCACAAUUAUCUCAGAAAAUCGUUGCAGCAGCGAGAGAACGACGUAUUCCAGUGAACGUGGCAGAAAUUCCACAACUGUGUGAUUUCUUGUUUAUGCCCACGUAUCGUGACAAUUAUUUGCAGGUUGCUAUUUCUACGAAUAAUAAAUUUGUAGCAAAAAACAUUGAUAAGAAAAAAAUUGAGCUUGCGUUGAUGACACGAAAAAUAAGAGAACAUAUUUUGGAACAUAUACCGCAACAUAAAGACAUUAUCGCUGCAUCGGAUAAUCUCGCGUUAUUAAGGAAGAAUUUGGAUGAAAAUGGUUGCAAUUUGUCAUUACUAUCAAAGAUUAUCGAUACAUUACCAUUAGGACAACUUGCUCAAUUAUCUGCGGAAGAUAUUGCGGCAUUAGCAAACGAAAAUCUUAAUUCAUUAUUGAAUGAAGGAAAUUUUAUGGAUAUUGAUGAAUCAUCUUCAACUUCAAGUAACGACGAAAAAAAAUCCGACGUCACGUUUGUAGAGCAGGCGAAUGAUUCUCAAACUAAUCUCAAUAAUAAUGGUGAUGAUACCGAAGAGUAUAAAUCAUUGAUAAAAUCGAAUGACAAUGAAAGAUUAAGCGAGGAUCAACUUGUUGACGGAAAAAAUAUCUCGGUUGAUGUCGAAACUCAAUCGUGGAUUAAAUCAAAAAUCAAUGAUAAAUUUUUGAUCGGAAGAUUAGGUGGAGAUCAACUUGUAGAUGGAAAAACAGCAUUAGCGUAUGUUGCUUAUGCAUUAAGUACGAAUACAUUCAUUUACCCAACUACAAGAUCAGCAUAUAUUGGAAAAGUGACCGAACAUUGGUCUGCGAAUAAUGUUCGAAACGCAUUUGGAAAGGUGGGACAAGUUGAGAAAAUGGAUACUCGUAUUGGUGCUGCCACGACAAUUAUUGGGGCUGCAAUCAUGAUGGCAGCAUCAUCUUCAUCAUUAUCUAAAAAAAAGGACUUCAAUUUAUCCUCGUAUUGGCAUUUUUCCGCAUUUGCCACUUCACAAACAAUUGUAAAUAUGAUUCCGAAUCUGUACAUAAUUGCCGUUCAACAUAUUCCUCUAGUUAUACACGUUGCAGCACAAGGACAAGAUCAUGAAAUGAAUAAUAUAGUUAAUUAUCAUGAUGCAUUACAAGCACGUGAUACAGGGGUAGCUAUAAUUAAUUCAUUCUCGGUACAAGAGGCACAUGAUGUAGCAUUACUUGCACAUUUAUCUUCUGCUUUAACGGAAUCUCCUUUCUUACAUAUUUUCGAUGGGAUAAAAACAACCCAUGAAUUAACAAAAGCCGAUCUUCUCUCUUAUGAUGAUAUCGCGAAAUUAUGGAUCGAAAUUAAGACGGAGAUAAAUACUCGUAAAAAUCAUAGUUGUAAUUCUCAUUAUUCGAUUAUUGACGGGAUUGAAACAGUAGCAAUCAAGGUCGGGCGAAAAUUAGGGAGACAUUAUCGAUUAUUUGAAUAUAUUGGGGCACAUGAUGCAGAGUCUGUCUUGGUGGUGUUGGGAGAUGAGGUUGUUAGUGUACAAGAGACUAUCAAUCGACUCUCACAAUAUGGUGGAAAAGUUGGUGCUAUUGUUGUUCGAGUAUAUAGACCAUGGUCAGUUAGACAUUUCAUAAACACACUGCCAAAAACGACCAAACGUAUUGCUGUAUUCGAGCAAGUGGUAAAUACAAAAAAGGGUUCUGUCCGAAAUAAUUCAACAUUAUUUGCCGACAUUUCGGCAUCUUUCCAAUCGGAAAUUUGGGCUAUUAAAAAGACACCAAUUCCGACGAUAGUUGAUGUGAAAUACCCAAUCACCCAAACUUUGAAUGCACGAAAAAUAAAACUUGCUCUUCAUCAAUUAGUCUCUGGAAUGAAUAUAAACCUAAAUGCUGAUCUAUUAUCAGCGAUUGAUAUUCCGCCCCCUUCACAUAAUUUGAAACAAUGCAUAUUUUGGGACUCGGAAUCUCUUGGAACUGUGCACACAACUGCGCAUAUAGCAAACAUUUUCACAAAUAUGCCUCAACUUAAUUUCUCGAGUCUAUCAACUUAUGACGUGUGCAAUAAUGGGGGAGUUGUGGCUACACGUUUAAGAUUUGGUCCUGAUCGUAUUUGUGGGGUGUAUGAUGGCGAAUGUGGUGCUGAUUAUAUAGGAAUACACGACGCUAAUCUCAUCUCGAAAUACGAUAUUUUACUUGCGGCCAAAGAACGUACUGUGGUAUUAUUGAAUACUGAAUGGGAUAUUGAUGAAUUGAUAAUGAAGUUAUCAAAUGAUUUCAAAUAUGAAGCCGCAAAACGAAACAUUCAAUUGUUCACGAUUGAUGCCCAGAAGAUUGUCCGCGAUACGAGAUUAUCAACAUCUUCAUCGACCGAGGCUAUUAGUAUUGUACUCCAAGCAGCAUUUUUAAGAUUAUAUAAUCAUGCACACUUAGAUGAAUCAUUUCAGGAAGUAGUGGCUGAUUAUUAUGAAGGUGUAAGCGAGAAGGAAGUAACGCGUAUAGUCCAUGACAUCGUAGAAAAAACAGAGAAUGGUUUAGUUCGAAUUGACAUUCCGUCAUUAUCUAUGAUAUGGUCUCAACUUGAAAAAUCCAAUCAAAAUAUGCCAUGUAGCGUAAAUAAUAAUUCAUUCAGCCCAAAUCUCGACAAACUAAGCAUACAAAGAACAAAAUUGGAUAACUGGCGUAGAAUUGCCCUCAAUCUGUUAUUUAAGGAAGCUUACGGACGAAAACAAAAAACUCGACCUGAUCUUUCUGAAAAGACUUUUAUUGUUAAUGUUUCAGAAAAUCGUAGAUUAACCCCAUUGACUUAUGAUCGUAAUUUAUUCCAUAUUGAAUUUGACAUCAAUGAAAACGACAAAUUCACCUAUAAUAUCGGAGAAGCACUCGGAGUCUAUGGACAUAAUGACCCGGACGAAGUUAAUCAAUUUUUGCAAUAUUACGGACUUGAACCGAAUGAUGUGAUAUUGGUGCCAAAUAAGGAAGGUAAUCAGUACGAGGCAAGAACUAUUCUACAAUUAUUCACUCAAGUCCUAGAUAUUUUUGGUCGACCACCGAAAAGAUUCUAUGAAUCACUAGCAAAAUACGCCAAAAACGAGACGGAAAAGAAUAAAUUAUUAUGGAUUGCAAGUCAAGAUGGAUUAGAAGAAUUCAAACGACGUGUCAACGACACAAUUACUUUUGCUGACAUAUUUUACGAAUUUCAAUCAGUUCGACCAUCCGCGGAAGAUUUAGUGAAUCUGAUUACACCGAUCAAACCACGACACUAUUCAAUAGCAUCAUCAAACAACGUACAUCCGAACCAGGUACACUUAUUAAUAGUAACAGCUGAAUGGAUAAAUUCUACCGGUAAAAAACGAUAUGGACAAUGUACAAGAUACUUAUCCAAAUUAAAAGUCGGUGAGAAAGUUACCGUUUCAAUUAAAUCGUCAGUGAUGAAACUUCCUCCGAUUGAUUCACAACCCAUUAUAUUAGCUGGACUUGGUACAGGAAUGGCACCAUUCCGUGCCUUUAUCGAAGAACGUGCAUAUCAAAAAUCAAAAGGAAUAAAGGUCGGCCCAAUAAUCUUAUACUUUGGUUCACGAAACCGAGCAAUGGAAUAUUUAUAUGGCGAAGAACUGGAAGCAUAUCACGCCGAAGGUGUACUCACACGUCUUCGUUUGGCAUUUUCGCGUGAUCAACCCAAAAAAGUUUAUAUACAGCAUAAGAUGCAAGAAGACUCACAAUUGUUGUAUGAAUACUUGUUGAAACAGAAAGGAUGGUUUUAUCUUUGUGGACCCACUUGGCCUGUGCCGGAUGUUCGGGAUGCAAUCACUAAUAGUUUUGUGAAGGCUGGUCGGUUGUCUAAACGGGAAGCUAAUGAUUGGGUGAAUAGGUUGAAGGAUUUGGAACGUUAUAUUUUGGAAGUGUAUUGA
Messenger RNA from Ambispora gerdemannii, 4179 nucleotides. Lineage: Eukaryota; Fungi; Glomeromycota; Glomeromycetes; Archaeosporales; Ambisporaceae. The record is from the annotation of a GenBank genome assembly.